Messenger RNA from Adineta steineri, 2403 nucleotides. The record is from the annotation of a GenBank genome assembly. NCBI's taxonomy places the organism in Eukaryota, Metazoa, Rotifera, Eurotatoria, Adinetida, Adinetidae.
AUGACAGUAGCACUAAUCCAAAAGCCAUACUACACCUGCAAAGAAUCUCUCAUUAUCGAUAUCAAAAAAUGUUUGAAUCCUGAUAAUGUCGUUAUUAAUCAUCUACUUGAUCGAUCAUAUUCUCAUAUUGAUGAUAAAAAAGUAUUUUCAAAUGCAUUCAAACUUCUACAUGGUUAUCAUCAAACUCCAAAUGAAACAUUAGAUGCCUCAUUUAAUCAAAUAGUUGAUGAACCAUUAACAGCCGAAAAAAUAAUUGAAAUUAUAAAUAAUAAUCAACUAUUAACACCUUAUGUUGUUGAUAGUUUAAAACGUUGUCAUGCUUUACAUGAUAUACAAACAAUCAUUUCACAAUGUUUAGAUUUAGAAAAUGAUAUUAAUGAUAAAACUAUUCGUAAUCAAUUCGAAGAUUUAAUUGAUAAUCUAACGACACGCAUUUUAUUAACGAUAACGAUUGAAAGUAUGUCAUACGAAAGUCAACGUUUUCUAGCUAAUUUUAUUAAAAGAAAUGAUUUACCAAUACCAUUUACUUAUUAUGCAUGGAAUCCAGUUGUUGAAGAAUUGAAUUAUAAAAUUAAUUUUAAUUGUUUGAUUGAACCAUUAUGUUUAACAAGUGAUCGUCUAUAUUUACAAAUCGGUAGUGAUCGAUGUGCAGGUUUAGGUAAAACAAGUUUAUUACCAUUUAUAUUCAAUGACAAACGUAAAGAAUCAUUAUUUACUGAUGGUGAUAACAAGUAUCGUAAUUCAUGUAUCGAUAUUUUAUUUGGUAAAACAAAACAUUCAUCAUACACAAUUUUCGAUGUUCAUGGUACAAUUGAUGAGAAAAAUACAUCGUUAAUAAAAGCGAUUCAAGCUUAUACAGCAUUACAAGUAAUAUAUGUGACGGAAGAUGAUCUUCCUGAUCCAUCAUCGAAUAAUUCGAAAAAUGACUUUUUGAAUACUGUUAUGAACUAUUCAUCUUAUUCAUCAAGUAUACCGACAAUUGUUGUUAUAUUUAGUUCAGAUUUUGAUAAAGAAGAUAAAACACAAGAAUUAAUUAGUCGUUUUCAAAAUUAUUAUGCAAAUAAACAUGUUUCAAAUAUGUAUUGGUCAGUAUCAUCAAUGUCAACUACAAUGAAAGGAUUAAGUGAACCGAAAAGAAGACGACAUAUUGAACGAUUAAAAAGUCAAUUUUCUCAAAUAUUAGAAGAAAUUGAAAGUAAAACAACAACAACAGCGACACAUUCACAAUUUCGAUCAUGUUUUUCAAUACAAGAACUUUAUUUAAAUCUUAAAAAUAAAAAAAAUACAGAAGUAAAACGUAUACAUGUGAAAUUUGAGAUUGAAAAUCGAUUAGAAGAAUUAUUCAAAUCAAGUACAGAUCGAACAGAAAACUUAAAAAUAAUGACACCAACAAGUUAUUAUCGAUCAGAAAUGGAUACAAUAAAGAAAAAAAAACUAUCGAAUAUUAUGAAUGAUUCAACAACAAUAGAAAAUUUAGAUCGACGUCUAAAACAAUUCGAAAUUGAGAAAAAAUCAAAAGCUGGUUAUACUCCAUAUUCAUUAUUUAUGAUUGAAUUAUUAAAUAAUCUUACUUAUAUUGAUUUGUUAAUAACAGAUUUUUAUUUAGAAAAAUGGCGAUUAAAAUAUGUGCCAGGAAUUAAAGAAGAAAAAGAAAAAAUUAAAUCCGAAAAGAAUUUACAGAAGAAAAAAUUAAUUGAACAACAAAAAUUAAUUGAUCAUGAAAACGAAUCAACUGCUGCUUCAAAUAAAAACAUCAAUGAGAAACUUUUCAAUGAUUUGAAAAUGUUACGUGAAGAAGAUGAAAGAUUAAAAGAUCAGCUAGUAGAAAUUGAUAAAAAACUAGCUAAUGUUGAUUUAACAAUUGGUUUAUUUUGUGACGAAUUAUUUGAAUUAUAUGAUUAUUUUCAUGAUAACCAACCAGUUGAAUUAGAAAAAGCUCAAGAAGAUUUUGUUAAAGUGGCAAAAAGUAUUGCAAACUUGGUGAAUAAAGGUUUUGCUAUUCACAUGUUAAGAGCAAGACCAUUAAUUUGUCAAUCACGUUUAAUGAAAAUGGCAUUAGAACAUUUAUAUGUGAAAAAAUCUUGUCAAUUAGUUAUUUUAACUGUUGUUGGUGAACAAUCGUCUGCCAAGUCAUCAUUGUUGAAUUCAACAUUUGGUUGUAAUUUUCGUGUUAGUGCUGGACGUUGUACAAUUGGAAUGUAUUUAGGUAUUUCAUUUUAUAUUAUAACUAUAGGGACAAAAGAGUUAUUUGAAUUUUCCUAUCACAUUCACAUUCACAUUCGAUCAGUUUCAAUCAUCUUUCUUAGAAGAAUGAAUAGAGACAAAGUUGAUCAACAAUCAAAGUCAUGUAGUUAUAGUUAGGAUGUUAUUUUGGAAUGAAAAUAGAUAAUUAUUAUAUCAUCA